Messenger RNA from Eruca vesicaria subsp. sativa (arugula), 318 nucleotides. Lineage: Eukaryota; Viridiplantae; Streptophyta; Magnoliopsida; Brassicales; Brassicaceae. The record is from the annotation of a GenBank genome assembly.
AUGAGAAGUGCAAGAAGACUGAGGUACAUGGCAAAACUAUCUGUGUAUGAUAAGAGUGAGCAGGCUGUGUUUAAUAAUGAGAGUGUCGGAGCUGAUGAAGUGGUGCCUGUGCCUCAAACUCUGGUGGAAACCAUUGGACAGACCCGCAGGUUUAUUGUCAAGGUAUCCGCUCAUAACCUCACUGGGAAGACACAGACCAUCACUGUGACUAAGGUGCUCCCACCAGAACAGCCCCAGCUCCCUAUUGAAGAUGCUGUUGAUGAGAAGACUGAAGGGAUUUCUGGUGGACAUGGUUCAGAGGAGGUUACCAGUGGCUAA